This is a messenger RNA of Alternaria ethzedia, 1248 nucleotides long. RefSeq lists its product as uncharacterized. Gene Ontology annotation, molecular function: translation initiation factor activity; GDP-dissociation inhibitor activity; eukaryotic initiation factor eIF2 binding. The transcript has a single exon. The record is from RefSeq and is a predicted model, not a curated record. Gene Ontology annotation, biological process: formation of cytoplasmic translation initiation complex; formation of translation preinitiation complex; translational initiation. Gene Ontology annotation, cellular component: cytosol. NCBI's taxonomy places the organism in Eukaryota, Fungi, Ascomycota, Dothideomycetes, Pleosporales, Pleosporaceae. Bases 1 to 1248 code for a protein of 415 amino acids.
AUGGCUACCGUCAACAUCCGCCGCGAUGUCACCGACCCCUUCUACCGCUACAAGAUGGAGCGCAUCCAGUCCAAGAUUGAAGGCAAGGGCAACGGCAUCAAGACCGUCAUUGUCAACCUGAGCAGCGUCGCUCAGUCCCUCGCCCGCCCGCCCGCUCACGUCAUCAAGUACUUUGGCUUCGAGCUGGGCGCCCAGACCAACACGAGCCCCAACGACGACCGUUGGAUCAUCAACGGCGCCCACGACGCCAGCAAGCUCCAGGACUACCUCGACGGUUUCAUCUCCAAGUUCGUCCUCUGCAAGAAGUGCAAGAACCCCGAGACCGACGUGCACAUCAAAGAUGGCAACAUCACGCUCGACUGCAAGGCUUGCGGAAAGAUUUCCGACGUAGACCCCCGCCUCAAGCUCAGCUCCUUCAUCCUGAAGAACGAACCCAAGAAGGGCAAGAAGGACAAGUCCAGCAAGAAGGCUGAGCGCCGUGCCCGCAAGGAGGCUGAAGCCCGCGGCGAGGCUACCUCCCCCGACGGCGGCAGUCCCGGUGACAGCGCUGAGGAGAACGGUGACGAUGGUGACAUGGCACUCGAGGCCGGCAGCGACGACGAGCUGACCCGCCAGAUCAACGAGGGCGCCAAGGAGAUUGACGAGGAGGAUGCCAAGGAAGUUGAGUGGUCCAUCGACACCUCGGAGGCCGCCAUCAGGGCUCGUGCCCAGGACCUUCCCGACGACCUCAAGCGUGCCCUUGUCAUUGAGGAUGACGACGAGGGCGGCUCCAGCUACGACACUUUCGGCAAGUGGAUCAUCGACACUGGCGCGGAGAAGGGCGGUGUUGAGAAGCUUGACAACGUCGACAUCUACGUCAAGGCCAAAGAGCUCGGCAUCGAAACCAAGCACCGCACACUUACCGUCAUUCCCCAGACCCUCUUCACCGAGAAGAUCGUCAAGCAGAUGGAUGGCCGUGCUCCCAUGCUCAAGAAGAUGAUCACCUCGGACAAGCAUGAGAAGGCUUUCCUUGGUGGCAUUGAGCGCUUUGUCGGCAACGACAAGCCCGAGCUCAUCCCUCAGGUCUCGGCCAUCCUGUUGAAGGUGUACGAGAACGACCUCGUCUCGGAAGACCAGCUCAAGGGUUGGUGCUCCAAGGCCAGCAAAAAGUAUGUCGACCUCAAGGUCAGCAAGUCUGUCCGCAAGUCGGCCGAGCAGUUCAAGGAGUGGCUUGAGAAUGCGGACAGCGACGACGAGGACUCCGAAUAG